AUGCAGGAGACCGCAGAGCCAAAGGCAGCCAUGGAGGCUGAGAUCGAGGUUGCCCACAGUGAGCGCCACGAACUUCCCACAAAGGGAUAUGAAGAUCCUCACAAAGCUGCGCUCGAGGACAAUCCUGAGCACGCUGAGAGGCUCAGUCUCUCUGUCAUUCUUUCGGCCCUUUUCCUGGGGACCUCCUUUACCGGACCGAUCAUCUUCGGCUUUAUCCUCGCCACUCCCAUAUUGGUACAACUGAGUGAAAAGUUGGGUGGUGCAACCAUCGACUUUUGGAUACCUUCUGGCUGGGGCGCAGCAGCGGCAGUCGGCUUUUCCAUCGCAGGAAGACUGUCAGACGUCUUUGGUCGUCGAUAUGUUAUCCUCGUUGGACAACUUCUCACAGUCAUUGGUGGUGCAAUCGCAUGCAGUGCAAAGUCAAUGAAUCAACUGAUUGCCGGCGAAGUCAUCCUCGGAAGUUCCAUUGGAACAGUCUCGGUCGCCUAUGCGGGCAUCUCUGAAAUAUUGCCCAACAAAUACCGUGGCGUAGGCCUCGCCUGGACAGAGCUCAACCUCGCAAGUUGGGCCAUCGCGGGUACACUUCUUGCCAACGCCCUUCUCUCCCACGCGAGCUGGCGGGUGAUGUACUAUAUCGCAAUGGGAUACGGUGGUUUCUCACUUGUCGGCACAUUCUUCGUGUACUUCCCGCCCAGUCAUCCGCGUCCUGAUGGCUUGACCAAGUGGCAAGAAUUCAAGCAACUCGACUUCCUCGGCACCGCCCUCUUCGUUUCUGGCCUUGCUGUCUUCCUGUACGGCCUGAACUCCGGCGGUAAUACCUAUCCUUGGAAAGCUGCUGGUACCUUGGCUCCUUUGAUCCUCGGCCUGUUCGUGUUUCUGGGAUCAUUCGUGUAUGACUUCACCGUGGCGAAAGAUCCUUUGUUCCCGUGGUACUUGUUCAAGAGUUUCCGGUCAUUCUCCUCACUGCUUAUGCUCGUCUUCGUGGCGGGCAUGGUGUUCUUCGCGGCCUCUGCGCUCAACGCACAAACAAUCCUCUACCUUUACACAGCCGACCCAAUCAAGAUUGGUGUAUACUCCAUUCCUUCUGGUGCCGGUCAACUUGUGGGAGGUGUUAUCAUUCCCGGCCUUGUACACUAUAUCAAGCACGUCCAUAUACAGCUCACCUUUUCCGUCUUCAUGCAGACCCUCUUUUUCGGACUGGCUGCACUCAUCACUCCCCACAACAUCAACUGGGUCAUGGCCGUGCAGUUCCUUGCCAUGCUCCCAUUCGGAUGGAUCACUCUCAACUGCUACACGACAGCCUCACUCCACGUGCCCCAGCGAGAUCUGGGAGUCGCCAUCGGGCUGAUUGGCACUUUCCGGUCUCUUGGAGGAGCAGUUGGUUCUGUCAUCUUCUCGUCCAUUUUCAAUCAGAUCUCGGCCAAGCAAGUGCCUCACCGUAUCGCGGAGACUGCUCUGGCGGCCAACGUGUCGGCCAAGGCUCUCCCAGACUUGAUCGAAGCAGUUUCACUGACCCUGGUUGGUGUUCCUGACCAGGCCGCCACCGUACCUAGUGUGCCGGCAGCGGUCUUCUCCAAGUGCAUAGAGGCGGCUCGGCUUGGGUAUGCCUACGGGUUCCGUAUCACUUGGCUAUCAUCGAUUCCUUUCGGCGUCGUCGCCAUGCUUUGUGCAGUGGCAGUUCGUGAUCCUUCCAAGUACUUCACGAACCAUGUUGAGAUUCACCUCGAGAAGGAGAUUGGUGGUGGCCGACAGGCCAAAGAGACGAAGGAGGUUGAGCUGGACCAUUGA
Messenger RNA from Fonsecaea erecta, 1788 nucleotides. RefSeq lists its product as hypothetical. Gene Ontology annotation, biological process: transmembrane transport. Gene Ontology annotation, molecular function: transmembrane transporter activity. The transcript has 4 exons. Lineage: Eukaryota; Fungi; Ascomycota; Eurotiomycetes; Chaetothyriales; Herpotrichiellaceae. The coding region runs from base 1 to 1788 and encodes 595 amino acids. The record is from RefSeq and is a predicted model, not a curated record. Gene Ontology annotation, cellular component: membrane.